Molecule: messenger RNA, 6677 nt
Organism: Brachypodium distachyon (stiff brome)
Lineage: Eukaryota; Viridiplantae; Streptophyta; Magnoliopsida; Poales; Poaceae
Product: pentatricopeptide repeat-containing protein At3g61520, mitochondrial
Exons: 1
Coding region: 3718-5511 (597 amino acids)
Molecular function (GO): protein binding
Source: RefSeq, a predicted model, not a curated record
AGGUUUGCCUCCGUUUACUCUAAUUGGGUUGAGUUGUUCACAAGGUCAGCGGAGCAGUUUAAUGCCGUUCUUCAAAUUUGCUGGAUCGAAACUUUUUUUUCUUGAUUAGAAAACUUACACCAUAUAUUCCUUGCUGCUAUCACUUUCAUCUAUUUUGCAGAAUCACCGAUUACUACCUACAACAUACUAAAACCCUAAACAACAGGUAUUGCUAGAGCUUGCAGAAUCACCGCCGUAUCAGAAUCGGCUUGAUUCAAUUAGAUCAAACCAAAACAACUUGUUGAAUGUUUGUCAAGCUAAAUGGCUGCAAAACAAACACAGGCCUGAGCAUUUUGCCAAAUAUUUGGUAGCAAAAUUUGCUGCAAACCAAACAACUAGAGCUCACCAAAAUUUUGGUCAUGCCCAUGCUUUGGUAGUGCCAAAAUUUUGGCAGGGCUGGCUGGGGCUUAAACCAAAUUUCGAUGCAUUAAUUUUCAAGUUUCUGGGAUCAAAUUUAUAUGUCAAGUGAACUCUUUGUUUUGGUAAGAGUUUCAAUAAACUGCUCAGUCAAGUUAUAUUGAAAUGCUAAACAUGGUAAUCAUUAUGGAAUGUAUUGCUUGAACCACUGGUAGGAAUAAAUCUCUGAAGCGCCUCAGUGGAUCUACAACCUAAACCAUCAUACACUUCUCACUUUGCACCGGCUUUUAGAAAGGAAAUUUGAAACGAGCAAUGUUGUCCAUAGUGACACAUGGGUUCGACGGAACCUGGUGGAAAGAGCUUGUAGGUAUUGUGGCAGCAUGCUUGCUAGGCCUAGAACUAUUUUCCAUCUCCUCGUCGAGCUCUACGUCAUGGAUGCUAUAGCGUUGCAUCCCUGAUCUUUUGCUCUGUAGCCUCUUGAAGUACUUCUGUGCGUGGCUCGAAAUCUGAACCGGAGUCCUGGAUGUGACGAAGUACUUGGAAAUGUCCUUCCACUUUCCACUGCCAUAGCCCCUCAACCCUCGAAGAAAGAGCCUACAAUAACGAGGUCAGGCUCUAAUUUUUGAUUAAAAUAGUGACUGAUAGUUGUUUCAUUAGUUGAAGCAAAUAGUACCACGGAGAUAUGGUUUUCUAGAUAUAUGGAUGCUAACCACACAUAUCCUUUCAAAGAAGUUGUGUGUAAUUUACUAAAUGAAAUAAUUCAAAAACAAUAUUUUAAGCAUUUACAUCUAGAAACAUUUGUAUACAUAUCUAAUCAUUCGCAACAAAUGUUUAUUUUUUAUUCCCAUUAAUUUAGAUAUGAUAUCAAAUGAUUGGUGAGCAAACAUUUCAUAAUUACUGUGGUCAUAUUAAUAACCAUGACAUGACCAUACUUGCACUAGCUAGCAAUCUUAAAUUUAUUAUAAACAAACGAGUAAUGCUACCAUGUUAUCAUUUUACUCCCAUAAUACAAAAUGUACUCUAUCCAUAUAUUCUGCAGAAGAGUGAAAAAAAACUAAAUUGCUCGUCCUAUAACAAUCAAUACAUAUAUCAUACUUAAUUAAUAUACUUGUGUUUAAAAUGGACAUGACAUCAGCGAAACAAUAAUGAAGAGAAAAAACAAUAUCUUGACUAACAAAGGAUGGCAAAGAAAUAACCUGUGUUCCUCCGUGGUCCAAAACCUUUUGGUACAAUGCUCAACUGGCUGAUGGAUGGACAUCUUGUUCUCCAACACCUCUCCCUUGUUCUCCUUCGGCACCGGCACCUCCUUCAUAGUCUCCACGACUCCCGCAUGUUUCAAUGGGAAACCAUGCGAAAACUCCUUGUCGUCCAUGGAGACCUCCUCCUCCAGUACCCCAUAGUUCUUAUUCACAUGCCCAUCAAUGGUGCAGAUGACACCAUGCAUUCUAUCGGCACCACCGUACUCCUUUUCUUGACACUGCGUCAUACUCAUCUCCACGAAGAUAUCAACGUACAAGUCUCUUACCUGAUGCAUGGGCUUUGAAGGGAACUUUUCUUGAAGCUCACUGAUGAUGUUGAGCUUCUUGUUCUCUUCAUGAUAUCCGCCAGUGAUGAUCGACCUUGCUUCCUCUACCUCGGAGGAGGUCCAAUCCUGAUCUAUAUUGGCUCCUAGAUUCAUAGUGAACUAGAGGGAGUUGGAUACUACUGAACACAAUGAACAAUAUGAACUCUGAAGAGAAAAGGUGUGGAGAGGGUGAGUACUGGGACAUUGUAUUUAUAGAUGGUCAUGCAGCAACAAUAUUUUUUCCCAUAUCUUUUAUUAGUUAAACAAUAAUGGAUGCAAUCCAUGUUCGAUAUACAAUAUUAAAUUUAGAUAUACCAGAACUAAAAUAUAUAUAAAUUAACAACAUACUACGUUUGUGUGCCACAGUUUACCGCACCAAUGAAUAAAAAUAUAGAUGUUUGUCUACCUAGUCUUAAUCGCGUGCAGGUGUGGUGAAUUUGAUGUCAUCAUUUAUGUAUCGAUUAACCACUAUAUUCAUGGUAUGUCUGCACUAUGUGGCUUAAAAUUAAGCUAGUGCUUGCAUAAUAACACUUCUACAAUAUAUACCUAGGGUCUUUUGAAAACAUGUAAAAAAACUUAGGUUGCCUAAAUAACUGUUCUAGAGUGGAACCCUUAUACUGUGGUCGCCGCCAUCCUGCCUAGAGCACACCGAAUUCUAUCAUGAGUUAGCGGGUUUCGCUGGCACUUUGUAGUGACCAAUUAAUGAAACUUUGGUCAGCAAUAAAUGUACGCUUAAUUGUAUGAUUACUAUCUCUCUCUCUCUCUCAAAUAUAUACAUACGGACAAUAAAUGAUUCAUGAACUGUCAUCAGAUCGAAGCAUAUCUCAAUUUUGUCACGCGAUCAUUCACAGUAUUCUGACUUAAUAGAUGAGCAUAGGAAAUUUAAUCCCUUGACGCCGUGUCCUGAUUUUUUAAUUUCUCUCUUCUCAACCCUUUAAGUAAUCUACAAAUGACAACAUGCACAUUGAUUUUUUCACUCAACUUUUCCUUGAUAUGAACAUAGUUACUUGGUGUGUUGGACCAAUAUUAGCAUAUACAAGCAUAUGCAGUUUAUAGACGCAUGGUUGCAUGAGUGAAUGAUGCAAGAUCAAUAUCCAUGGUCUAGAAAGGAUCAAGUGUUGCUUUUGAAAUCAAAUAUGGGAUAUCUGAGUUAACAUUGAAAGCACUGAGAUGUUGUCUUGUCAGACCAAGAUUUGGAAAAUCCAAACACUCUCUGCGUGUGUAUUGUGCAUAGUCUAGGAUCACUUUAGUGUAUGAAAAUAAAUAAAAUGAAGUUUACAUCCUUGUAUAUGGUUGUACUAAACAUAUAACAUAUUUCACCAAAAAAUUCAAAUGAUGCUGAAAAAAUGAACAUGAACAUUAUAUGCUUCUAAUAACAUUGAACAUUUGGAAUGUUACAAGCCUUUAGUAAAUCCUUGAAAAAUCCAAAUUGGAAAUUUGGAAUGUUACCAGCCUUUAGUAAAUCCUUGAAACGAAAAAUAGAAUUUAUUAAGUCCCUAAAAUUUCAAAUAACAACAUAAAAUUCCAAUGGGUCCAAACAAAAUGAUUUGAACGUGCAAAAUUCUCUCAACCAUGUAUAAUUUGGAUAGUCAUUUUAAAGUACAGAGGACGAGGACGUGAUACGAGUUGUUUCCCCCAAACAGCGAACCCAUUUCGAACUCUGCCGCACGGCGCCGGGUCUCCGGCUCUCCGCCGGUUGACACCUUCUUUCCAGUUUCCGUUCGGUCCCUCCCGCAUCGGCGCUUCCGCCUCCAACAAUGUCCGCAGCCCGGCGUCUCGCGGCGGCGCUCCCUAAACUGCGAGCAAAGCGCCCCGUCUCCUCCUCCUCCGCCGCCUCCCCACCAACCCAAACGCCGACCGCCGCCUCCCUCCUCGCCGACCUUCUCUCCGCGCCCACUCCUUCCGCCUCCGCCCUCACCCUCCUCCGCGACGCGCCAUCACUCGCAGCCGAGUUAUACUCCCUCCUCGCCGCGCCCUACCACGGCUUCGACCCCGCGUCCCUUGCGCUCCUCUUCUCCCUCCCCUCAUGCCACCGCCUCCCGCCCCCUUCCCCGCGCAUCCUCUCCGCUCUCCUCUACAAGAUCCUUUCGCGCUCUCCGUCCUCCUCCGCCGACGCCGCUCGUUUCCUCCGCGACUCGCUCGCCGCUGGCGCCCCGCCGCCGGACACCUCUGCGUUCAACACCCUCCUCGACGCGCUCGCUCAAGCAGGGGACCUUCCCGGAAUGACCCAACUCUUCGCCUCCAUGCGGGAUGCUUCCGUCCGGCCCAACGUUGUCACCUACGGCAUACUCGUGAAAGGCCUCUGCAAAGCUGGCCGCGUGGGGGAUGCGCUCAGCGUGCUUGAUGGAAUGUCCGGCCCAGAGUCGGACGUUUGCCCGGAUGUUGUCAUGCUGAACAACAUCGUGGAUGGGUUGUGCAAGACUGGGAGGCUGCAGCAGGCCGUGAAAUUUGUGGAAGAGAGGAUGAGGAGUGUGCAUGGGUGUGCGCCCAACACGGUUACUUAUAACUGUUUGGCCCAUGCAUUUUGCCGUGCGGGGAAUGUUGGCAUGGCGUGUGAGUUGGUCGCGAAGAUGGAGAAGGAGCGUGUGACACCGAAUGCUGUUACUCUGAACACGAUUGUUGGUGGCUUAUGCUGGGUAGGGAGGGUUGGGGCUGCGCUGGAGUUCUUCAGGGAGAAAAGAACAGUUUGGCCUGAAGCCAGGGGCAAUGCGGUGACCUACAGCACUCUGGUCGGGGCUUUCCUCCACACCAACAACGUGGGUGUGGCCAUGGAGUUGUUCCAUGAGAUGGUGGAUGAAGGAAACUCACCAGAUGCAAUCAUGUAUUUCACCAUGAUAUCAGGAUUGACACAAGCAGGGAGGUUGGAUGAUGCUUGGUCAAUGGCGACGUCAAUGAAGAAGGCAGGCUUUCAGCUGGAUGCAAAAGCAUACAAUAUUUUGAUUGGUGGAUUUUGUAGGAGGAAGAGGCUGAAUGAGGCUUAUGAGUUGCUUGGGGAGAUGAAGGAAGCCGGUCUCCAACCAGAUGUAUACACCUACAAUACCUUGUUGUCUGGCCUGUGCAAAGCAGGAGAUUUCUUGGCUGUGGAUGAAUUAUUGGGGAAGAUGAUUGAUGGUGGUUGCCGGCCUUCUGUGGUCACCUUUGGUACACUUAUACAUGGAUAUUGCAAAGUUGGUCAAAUUGAUGAGGCGUUGAGGAUUUUCCGGUCUAUGGAUGAAUCUGGCAUUCAGCCCAACACCGUGAUAUACAAUACUUUGAUUGACUUCCUCUGCAAGAGCAGAGAUACUAGUUUAGCAAUUGAACUGUUUGAUGAGAUGAGGGAGAAGCAUGUGCCUGCAAAUGUAACAACCUUCAAUGCAUUGUUGAAGGGUCUUCGUGAUAAGAACAUGCCAGAAAAGGCAUUUGAACUGAUGGACCUCAUGAGGGAAGGGAGGUGUACUCCUGAUUACGUGACCAUUGAUAUUCUCAUGGAAUGGCUGCCUGUCAUUGGUGAAACAGACAGAUUAAAGCAUUUUAUGCAGCAUGACACCACACCCAAAAGGAUGACCACAUAAGAGUAUGCUUAGUUAGCACCAUGAAAUCUGUUUUGCUCAAAGGAUGGAGCCAUGAAGUUUGCUUCAGAUUAACCAUGAGUGACAAUAUCAAGGUUUAAUUGUGAUGGGAAAAUCAAAGUUUGUUAAGCUUAUGUGAGAAUUAGAAAACCAGCUUAUGAGCCCGACUAACCUAAUUUAAUGGAUGCCCUUGUGAUCAUAAUUGUCUGCACUCUGCAAUCAUAAGCUGCGUUAUAGCAGUACAUUUAAAUAUAGGUCAUACUGAAGUCCCUGCAAUCUCAUUCAUCGCAUAUUGUGGCAGCUGGUCAAAAUUUGUUGCUAAUAAGGGCACAACUGGUUGGGUAAUCACCAGUUCCUUUGUCUGGUGUUUGCAGAGCUCAUUAUUGAAGAAGGCCGAAAGCAGAUAUAUUUACACCUAAUCACUUGCUUAACUGCUCGAUAUGCUGUAGUGGAAUAGACAACAACACAUGCUUGUACAACCAUUUACAUCAAAUUAGGCUCUUAACAUAUGGUGUGCAGUUUAUCCUGUGGAUAACAUGUCGAUUUUCUGUUCUUGUUUCUAUCUGAUGAACUAUAAAACAGGACAUCGUUGUAUGUUGCAAUUGUCACCAUGGCAACUGUUAGUAAGUCUACCUGUCACGUUUUCACACAUAGUUUUUACCUUUCAAUCUCCUUUUUUCCUCUGAAAUUUAGACUGUAUGUUGAGGUGCUAAGAUAUUCUUUCUCCUCUACAGGUUAUGGUGACAUUCAUGCUGUAAAUGUCAGGGAAAUGGUAUUUAUCAUGAUUUAUGUUUCCUUUGAUAUGAUUAUCAGAGCCUGCCUCAUUGGUAACAUGACUGCACUUAUUGCCAAAGGCUUGAGAACCGAGCGAUUUCGUGACAAAAUGAAAGAAAUUAUCAGGUGUAUGAACAGAAAUAAACUUGGGAAGGACAUAAGGGAACAGAUCAAGGGACAUUUGAGAUUGCAGUAUGAGAGCAGCUGCACUGAAGCUUUGGUUCUUCCUACCAGGAGGUGCUAUUUUGGAGCAAGGAAGUGCAGUUGAUCAGAUAUACUUUGUCACGGUGAACCGGUGGGUACAAGUGGAAUAAUUUCUUUGUUCUUUGACUCUUUGGGCAUUUGGAUGAGUUUUGUAUUGCAUACCUUAAUAAAAGGAGUAUACUCUCAAUUCC